CCCUGCACACUGGAGAGGAAUAUAAUUUAGAAACUUCGAGACGCACGUGAAGCUUGAACGUGAUUGAAUUGCCCGUCUACUAAGCGGCAAAAUGGGCGAUAAAACACAGGUGGAUGAUUUGAAGGCAAAGGGCAAUGCUGCCCUCCAGGCAGGGAACGCCAAGAAGGCCGUGGACUUCUACUCCCAGGCCAUCAAGUUGGAUCCAGCCAACCAUGUGCUGUACAGCAACCGGUCUGCUGCUUACGCUAAGAUGGGAAACUAUGAACAGGCUCUUCAAGAUGGCUGCCAGACGGUGGAGAUCAAACCUGAUUGGCCAAAGGGUUACUCUCGUAAAGCAGCAGCCCUGGCAUUCUUGAAUCGGUAUGCCGAAGCGGAGGUCACAUACAAAGAAGGAUUGGAUCACGAUGCCAACAACCAACAGCUGAAAGACGGCUUGGAAGAAUGCAAGAAACACCUCACAGGGCCAGCCGGUAGCCAGCCCUUGAACAACCCAUUUUCAGGCCCUGGGGUGAUGGAGAAGUUAAAGACGGAUCCUCGGACUAGAGACUUCAUGAAGGACCCUUCCUACAUGGCUCUACUCAAGAAGCUCCAGACAGACUCGAAUGCUCUCGGCAGCUCUCUGAAUGACCCGCGUAUGCUGACCACCUUGAGUGUUUUGAUGGGUGUUGAUCUGCAUAUGGCUGGGGAGGACACGCCAGCAGCGGCCCGGCAGGCUGGUGCAGCAGCCAAGAAGGCCAGUCAAGCAGCGGCAGCAUCCAAGGAGGAACCCAAAGAAGAACCUAUGGAGGUGGACCCCAUUAAAGCCAAGGCCGUUGAGUUAAAGGAAGCCGGGAACGAAGCCUACAAGAAGAAGGACCUCGACAAAGCCAUUGAGUUGUACACACAGGCCAUUGAGAUGGAUCCCAUCAACAUUGCAUUCCUCACUAACAGGGCAGCGGCGCACUACGAGAAGGGAGACCAAGAGGCCUGCCGAGCUGACUGCUUGAAGGCGGUGGAUGUGGGCAGAGAGAACAGAGGCAAUUACAAAAUCAUCGCAAAGGCCUACUGUCGCAUUGCGACGUCUUACGCCAAGGAGAAAGAUUACGAGCAUGCCCUGGAAAACUUUGACAGAUCCCUGGCUGAACAUCGGACCCCGGAGACACUUAAAAAGAAGCAAGAGGUCAUAAAAUCUAAGAAAGAAGAGGAGAAGUUGGCUUACAUUGAUCCAGCCAAGUCAGCUGAGGAGAAGGAACUGGGCAACGCCUGCUUCCAGAAAGGGGACUAUGCCACGGCCGUCAAGCAUUACUCAGAGGCCAUCAAGCGCAGUCCAGAUGAUGCUAAGCUGUUUAGCAAUCGGGCGGCAGCGUACACCAAGCUAGCUGAGUUCAGGUUAGGCUUGGCAGACUGUGAUCACUGUAUCAAGAUGGAACCUACGUUCUUGAAGGGUUAUCUACGGAGAGGCUAUAUUUUGUACGGGAUGCAUAGAUACAGUGAAGCCAGAACAGCGUUUCAGAAGGUGUUAGACAUUGACCCAAGCCAUGCGGAGGCACAGCAGCAGGUCACCAAGUCCAUCAUGGCCGCCAGGUCACAGGUCAACAAUGAUGACCCCGAGGACAUCAAGAAGAGAGCCAUGGCCAAUCCUGAGGUCCAGAAAGUCUUGGGGGAUCCGGCCAUGAGACUCAUCCUGGAGCAAAUGCAGAGCAACCCCGGUGCCGUACGAGAACAUUUGCAGAAUCCAGACAUUGCGGCCAAGCUGGAUGUUCUUGUACAGGCUGGUCUGAUCGCGAUACGCUGACAGCGGCGUUGCAGUCUGCUAUGUGUGUCCAACCCAUCACGUCCUAAUAUGUAAAACACGGUCAAACCUCAAGAAAUAGUGUGAUAUCAGUAUGACUGUAACUGAUUAUAAACGAUCCCUUUGAGACAUGAGUUUGACCAAAGUAUUAUCAAAUAUUACAGUCUGAUUUUUAAAUCAGAAAAUUGUUAAUUAAUUGUUGUUUCCCUUAACUGUGUUGAAUUGUGACAAAGUGUCACUUAACGGGAUUGGGAAAUUGGGAAAGUGUAUUUUUAUUAUUUUGUAUUUUCCCUUUUUGCUAGCUCUGGGAUAAUAUUCAAAACACUUCUAGUGUAACCAGACUAAUUUCAUUAACUGCUAUUUCACUUGUGACGUAUUAGGAUUCCAGACCAGCGUUAGUCUCUGUGAGGCAAACAUAGAUUAGAAAUACAUAUCUUUUUUUUUGUAUUAUUUCUUGUGAGUUGAAAGGAAUACUCGGACAAGAGGAAACUCUAUUAAUCCUAUAGACACCAGUUUCUUUCAUACGAAAUUGACAAAUAUAAUCAGUGUGAAGGGUAUGAAUGUGUCAUACCUGAGACAAUUAUUAAAAAUCGGUACUACAAUCAUUCUUGGGUAUAAUUUACAAUAUUUGGGAAGCAGAUUUCAAGAAUUCUACAUGGAAUAGUUACACCCAAACUAGACCAUCGUCCCAACUUAAUUUGGGAAAGUACAGUUGGGACUGCCCAAAUGUAGUUGGGACUGUCCCAGCUGUAGUUGGAACCACCACAACUGUAGUUGGAACCACCCCAACUGUAGUUGGGACUGGCCCAACUGUAUUUGGGACCGCCCCAACUGUAGUUGGGACCGCCCCAACUGUAGUGGGGACCACCCCAACUGUAUUUGGGACUGCCCAACUGUAGUUGGAACCGCCCCAACUGUAGUUGGGACUGGCCCAACUGUAUUUGGGACCGCCCCAACUGUAGUUGGGACCGCCCCAACUGUAGUGGGGACCACCCCAACUGUUGUUGGGACUGGCCCAACUGUAUUUGGGUUAACGAAUGGUUCAGAUAUUUUUUUCCCCAUGUAGAAUAUGAGAAAAUUACCAAUUAAAUUUGUUUUGAAGUAAUCAAAAUA
Patiria miniata (bat star) is the source of this 2884-nucleotide messenger RNA. RefSeq names its product stress-induced-phosphoprotein 1-like (gene stip1). Gene Ontology annotation, molecular function: Hsp90 protein binding. The transcript has 13 exons. NCBI's taxonomy places the organism in Eukaryota, Metazoa, Echinodermata, Asteroidea, Valvatida, Asterinidae. The record is from RefSeq and is a predicted model, not a curated record. The coding region runs from base 92 to 1774 and encodes 560 amino acids.